AUGACCCCGGUACCGGCGGACGAGAUGGACAAUCUGACCGAGGACAAAGGGUUCACUGACUUUGAUGAAGAUGAAAAAGGCUCCUGUGACCAGGUGCGGAGUUUCCUGUCUUGCUCCCGCCUGGCCCACGUUGUCAAGACAACCGUCGUCAUGGCAAUUUUGAUAACGUCUGUAACAUUUAUCAUACUGCAAGUGAGCACGCCACAUCCAGACUUCGAUACGGUACGAAACCACUCUGCGUUGAUCAGUAGUCUGGAGAAACAACUUUCGACUCUUCGGAAAGACCUCGAAACUCGCUUCGAUCCGGCCUUUAGCCUGAAGGAGCAGGAAAAACAUCUGGAUAAAUGCUUGUCACUGAUCAACAACCUUGAACAACGGGUAUCGAAGAACGAGAAACUCCUAGACAACGUAUCCAUGAGCGUCAGCCGUUUGCCAGACCGAAUAUUGAACCUUGAGGAACACCACGACAACCAAUCUGCAUUAGUCAACCGACUGGAGGAGCAAGCGCCAAACCUUGAGGAACACCAGGACAACCGCUCAACACUUGUCACCCGAAUGGAAGAGCAAGCGCCAAGCCUUGUAGUACACCAGGACAACAGCUCAGCACUUGUCAGCCGACUGAAGGAGCAAGACCCAACCCUUGUGGAACACCAAGACAACCGCUCAACACUUGUCACCCGAAUGGAAGAGCAAGCACCAAGCCUUGUGGUACACCAGGACAACCGCUCAGCACCUGUCAACCGAAUGGAAGAGAAAAGCUCAACCGAUGUAGAAAACGAAGACAACCGAUCAGCACUCUUCAACGGAAUGGAAGAGCAAGCACCAAGCCUUGGGGUACACCAGGACAACCGCUUAGCACUUGUCAACCGACUGGGAGAGCGAGUACCAACACCUGAGGAACGAUGCGACAACCACUCAACACUUGUCAGCCGUGAUGGCCUAGUGUCGAUUUUGGAAGAGGAACACAGCAACGCCCAUUCAGCGCAGGUUAUCCGCAUGCGGGACCAAGUAUUGACCCUUGCAGAUCAUCUCGGCAACUAUUCAGCACUUGUUAACCGUCUGCAGAAACAAUUGUCUUAUCUUGAGGAACGCCACGACAACAACACUGCACUGGUCAACCGUCUGGAAGGCCAAGUAUUGUUCCUCAAUAAACGUCAUUACAACCGUUCUGCAUUCGACAGCCGUCUGGAGGAGAGCCCAGUCUUGACCCUUAAUGAACACCUUGAAACGCUUUCAGCAAUGAUCACCAAUCUAAAUGACCAGGUGUCGAGUCUUAACAACGAACAGAUCAGCAACCGCUUGAGUCUGGUUAGCCUACUAGAAGGCAAAGUGUCGACCCUUCCGGAACGCCAAGACAAUAGUUCAGCAUUGAUCCGCCGUAUAGAGGGCCGAGUGUUUACCCUUGAGGAACAUGUCAAGAACCGUUCAGCAGUGAUAGAUCGUCUAAAGGACCAAGUAUCGACCAUCGAAGAACGGGUCGACAACUGUGCAGCACUUGUCAGCCGACUUGUUGAGCACCUACCACCCCGUGAGGAACAAAAUCACAACCGCUCAACGCUAACCAGUAGUCUGGAGAAGCAAGUAACCACCCACGGAGGACACCUCAAGACCCACUCAACACUGAUCAGCCGUCUGAAAGACCAAGUUUUGACCCUGGAGAAAAUGCAGAACGAUCGUUUAUCACUGUUCAACAGACUGGAUGGCCAAAUGUCGAUAAUGGUGGAACACAGCAACAACCACACGGCACAGGGCAUCCGUUUUGAGAAACAAAUGUCUGCCCUUGAAGAACAUAUAGGCACCUUCUCAGCACUGGUCAGUCGUCAAGAGGACAAAUUAUUUCGUCUUGAAGAACGCCACGAUAACCACUCUGUGCUGGUCAGUCAUCUGGAGGGUCAAGUAUUGCCCCUCAAGGAAAGUCAUGACAACAGUUCUACACUGUUCAGCCGUCUGGAGGACCAAGUGUCAACCCUUGCGGAACGCCAGGACAACCACUCAGACCUAAUAGGUCGUCUGAUGAACCUAUUCUUGACCCUGGAAGAGCAACUUGAUUACCCACCAGCACUGGAGAAACACCAUGACAACUGUUCUGCAGUGGUGAGCAGCCUAGAGAACCAAGUGUCGACCAUCAAAGAACGCCAGGACAAUCGUUCAGCUUUGUUCAGCCUUCUGGAAGAACAGGUAUUGACAUUAAAAAAAGACCAGGAGAAGCAUUCAGCUAUGGUAAGCCGUGUCGAGGGCCAAGUAUGGACCCUGGAGGAACGCCACAACAAUCGGUCAGCAUUGAUCAGCCGUCUGGAGCACCAAGUGUUGACCUUUGAAGAACACCUCAAAAAGUGGUCAGCACUGGUCAGCAGUCUGAAGGGUCAAGUAUCGAACCCUGAAGAAUGGAUCAAAACCUGCUUAAGUCUGGACAGCCGUCUUGAAAGCCGAGUAUCCACCCUGGAGGAACACCACGUCAAUCUCUCAGCAUUGGUCAGCCGUCUGGAGGGCCAAAUAUUGACCUUUGAAAAACACCUCAAGAAGUGCUCUGCAUCGGUCAGUAGUCUGAAGGAUCAAGUGUUGACCCUUGAAGAAUGGAUCGACAACCGCUUAAGUGUGGUGAGCCGUCUCGAGGGCCAAAUGUGGACCCUGCAGAAACGCCACGAUAAUUGCUCAGCAAAAGUCAGCCAUCUGAAGGGCAAAGUAUUAGCCCUUGAAGAACGCCACAAGAAGCAUUCAUCAGUAAUACACCAUCUGAAGGACCGAGUAUCGACCCUUGAGGAACGGAUCGAAAACCACCUAAGUCUGGACAGCAGUAUCGAGGGCAAAGUGUCGACUCCUAAAGAACGCCAUGAUAACCGCCUAGCACUGGCCCAACGGAACCUUGAAGAACGUCUCGAUAACCUCUCAAGACUGCUCAGCCGUCUGGAAAACCAUGUGUUAGCCCUUGAAGGACGUCUGGACAGUCGCUCAACGCUAACCAGCCGUCUGAAGGGCCAAGUGUCGACCCCUGAGGAUCAAGCGACCCAAAUUGGAACCAGCCGACCUCACCUUCAGGUGGACGCAGAGGUGCUUAUAGGCAAUACUGACAGGAACUCAGAAGUUCGGCACCUUCUUGUCCUUCCGAUCACCGCAAGGUUUGUUCGUUUCUACCCGGUGACGUGGUACUCAUACCCCAGUAUGAGGAUGGAGGUUCUCCUGUGUGUGAAUGGGAAGACGAUGUCAGGUUGUCCCAUAGCAGACUACGUUCGUUUUAACGGAGUUUGCUACAAGAGCUUUACGGAACCAAAAACUCCCGAUGAGGCCAGACAGGCUUGUGCCGAAGACGGGGGCAUGUUAGCCAUGCCGAAGGACAGAGCGACCAACACUUUUCUCGCCAGUCUACAGAAGGACAUCGGAGGUUACUGGCUUGGGCUGACCUACGCCAAUCGAGACGGCCAGCCCGGCACUACAGCUAAAACAACAACGAAAGCAACAACCUCUCCUCUGCGUAAGUAA
Molecule: messenger RNA, 3477 nt
Organism: Branchiostoma floridae (Florida lancelet)
Lineage: Eukaryota; Metazoa; Chordata; Leptocardii; Amphioxiformes; Branchiostomatidae
Product: myosin-11-like
Exons: 6
Coding region: 1-3477 (1158 amino acids)
Source: RefSeq, a predicted model, not a curated record